AAUGCGUUUAAUCAAACUUUCUACGUGGAACUGUGGAUAGCCGCAUUGACAGGUCUUGCCGAAGCAUGCGGAAGUCGAGAGAAUGCAGCCAGUCAUAUCUUGUUGUGGAAGAGCUUCGUAUUAGUAAAAUUACCAACGCUGAUUGCCAAGCUUGAAGUACGAAAACAAGAGCGCAUGCAAGACAUUACUUAUGAUGACGAAGCAAAGUACAGGUGUCACGAAUCUGUAAUAAAUCAAUUAUUUGGAUUUCGCGGUUUGAUCAAUGCUUGUAAUCAACUGCCUAAGAGUAUAGACGGUGAAAAAUAUUCGUUGAGUGUUCUUCCUUUCGUAUGGCUUUUCCUAUCAAUGUAUUUCGUUUUAUUUUUCGGACGAUCUUAUUUCCCAUUAAACGUGUUAUUUAGAGUAGUCGACGUGUCAACUGAUAUACUAAGAGUGUGCGAAAAGAAAAAUCUCAUUAGAAUGGAGUUCAUAGCAGGACUUCUUGGAGAUCGUACUUCAAGAAUAACAUGGGAGAAGUCUGACUCGAUGGAUGUUGAGUCAUUGGUUUCGAGUAUUCUUUCUGACCCUAGCCUAUUGGACCCUCUAGUGUUUACCCCAAUUUCAACAUUUUCUGAUCAAGAAACCAGAGUUGAAAUUGUGAUCAAACUCGCGACAAGAUGGAGCUCUGAGAAGCAAAUUCGACUUCUUGGCACACUAUGUAAAAUUCUCAAUGAGAACUUUGAGUUACUUAAUGCGAUAUUUCUCUAUAGUCAUCCAUCUCAGCUGCUCGCUCCGCUAGAUGAAUUAUGCAGUAUUUGGACUAAUCCAGAAAGCGACGAAAUUGAUGAUUAUGUACAAGAUUACGAGAAUUUUGGGCAUAUAUUUUUUUUGAUCUGUAGUGCUGUCAAUCGAUAUGAACUGCACAGAAAUCUUGAGGAUGUAUUUAAAGGCACUAGUGGCUUUAUGUACAAGUAUUUUUUGUUGACACCCGGGGCUAUCACAUCAGAAGGGCAGCAAGAUUUAUUAGUAAAGCAAUGGGUAGAUGCUCUAUUAAAAGAAGCCACAAUUCCCGACGAGGUGAGAGAGGCUUUCUUUACUCAAUGUGACUAUCCAUCUUUCAGGUCAACUCAUCCACGGAAAAUGAUUGAUUUCGCGCCAGUAAUAAUAGACAGAUUAUGCGAUAAUUGUGAAAAGGAAGCUAUUAGCCAAGAAGUCUUACUCAGCAGACUAGAAAUUUUCCUACAACCUCGUUGGUCAUAUGCUUUAAUCACAAUAUGUCAAUGGCUUUGUGAGGAAUCUUUAACGUUAAACCAGUCGUCCCUUCUUCUUAACAUACUGAAACACCUUGUCCUACGUGAGGAAUUUCCGUCAAUUGUUUCGCGAUCAGUUGGUCAUUUGAUACAAACGACUUUGAUUGGAACGAAAUUACCCGCUCCCGAUAUCGAGAACGUGAGAGUCAAGAUCGAAUCAUCACUUGAUUCUGUAUGGCGAACAAAAAAGUAUUCAAUAGACACUCUCACUCGUCGAUUCCGCAAGAUGUUUCAUGUUGUGGUAACGAAUGGAAGAAGUAGCUUUGUGCAAGAUAGAGUGCUGAGUAUUUCAUGUCCCCACCAUUUUGACGUUGAAUUGAUAAGAGACGUUCUUGAAGUUGGGGGAGCCCGUCUAUUUGUCGAACUGGUCGGAGAGGUAAUAUCGGCUACAAGUAAAGUUGGAGGAGGUAAACGAGCAGGUAUGAUUUGA
Molecule: messenger RNA, 1719 nt
Organism: Paraglomus occultum
Lineage: Eukaryota; Fungi; Glomeromycota; Glomeromycetes; Paraglomerales; Paraglomeraceae
Source: the annotation of a GenBank genome assembly